GUCUCCACGCCGGAGGAGACGUGUAGGGGCUGGGUUCGGCCCUUGUGAACUUUCACCCUGGCGCGUGGGUUUCUUUUUCCGGGACAAGAUGGCGCCGUCCACGCCGCUUUUGACAGUUCGAGGAUCAGAAGGACUGUACAUGGUAACUGGGCCACCACAUUUUACAGAAAGCACAGUGUUUCCAAGGGAAUCUGGAAAGAAUUGCAAAGUCUACACUUUUAGUAAGGAUGGGACCUUGUUUGCCUGGUGCAAUGGAGAAAAAGUAAAUAUUAUCAGUGUCACUAACAAGGGACAGCUGCACUCCUUCGACCUCCCAAAGACAGUUUGCCUUGAAUUCUCGCCAAAAAACACUGUUCUGGCAACGUGGCAGCCUUAUACUACUUCUAAAGAUGGCACAGCUGGGACACCCAACCUUCAACUUUAUGACUUGAAAACUGGGACAUGUUUGAAGUCUUUCAUCCAGAAAAAAAUGCAAAAUUGGUGUCCGUCCUGGUCAGAAGAUGAAAGUAUUUGUGCCCGAAAUGUGAACAAUGAAGUUCACUUCUUUGAAAACAACAAUUUCAACAUAAUUGCAAAUAAAUUACAUUUGCAAAAAAUUAAUGAUUUUGUGUUAUCACCUGGACCUCAGCCAUACAAGGUGGCUGUCUAUGUUCCAGGAAGCAAAGGUGCACCUUCAUUUGUUAGAUUGUAUCAGUACCCCAACUUUGGUGGACCUCAUGCAGCUUUAGCCAAUAAAAGUUUCUUUAAGGCUGAUAAGGUUACAAUGCUAUGGAAUAAAAAAGCCACUGCUGUCUUGGUAAUAGCUAGUACAGACGUUGACAAGACAGGAGCCUCCUAUUAUGGGGAACAGACACUGCAUUACAUUGCAACAAAUGGAGAAAGCGCCGUAGUGCAACUGCCGAAAGGUGGCCCCAUUUAUGAUGUAGUUUGGAAUUCUAGUUCUACUGAGUUUUGUGCUGUGUAUGGUUUCAUGCCUGCCAAAGCAACAAUUUUCAACUUGAAGUGUGAUCCUGUGUUUGACUUUGGAACUGGUCCACGGAAUGCAGCCUACUACAGCCCUCAAGGACAUAUAUUAGUACUAGCUGGAUUUGGAAACCUGAGAGGACAAAUGGAAGUGUGGGAUGUUAAGAACUACAAGCUUAUUUCUAAACCAGUGGCUUCUGAUUCUACGUAUUUUGCUUGGUGCCCAGAUGGUGAGCAUAUUUUAACAGCCACGUGUGCUCCCAGGUUACGUGUUAAUAAUGGGUAUAAGAUUUGGCAUUAUACUGGCUCUGUCCUGCACAAAUAUGAUGUGCCCUCAAAUGGAGAGUUAUGGCAGGUUUCAUGGCAGCCAUUUUUGGAUGGAAUAUUUCCAGCAAAAGCAAUAACUUACCAAGCAGUUCCAAGUGAAGUACCCAGUGAGGAACCUAAAGUUGCAACAGCUUAUAGACCCCCUGCUUUAAGAAAUAAGCCAGUCACCAAUUCCAAGCUGCAUGAAGAGGAGCCACCUCAGAAUAUGAAACCACAGUCAGGAAGUGAUAAACCCUUAUCAAAAACAGCCCUGAAAAAUCAAAGGAAGCAUGAAGCUAAGAAAGCUGCAAAGCAGGAAGCAAGAAGUGACAAAAGUCCAGAUUUGCCAUCUACUCCUGCGCCACAAAGCACACCACGAAACAUUACCUCUCAGUCAACUUCUGGAGACCCUGAGGUAGACAAAAAAAUCAAGAACCUAAAGAAGAAACUGAAAGCAAUUGAACAACUGAAAGAACAAGCAGCAAGUGGAAAACAGUUAGAAAAAAAUCAGUUGGAGAAAAUUCAAAAAGAGACAGCCCUUCUUCAGGAACUGGAAGAUUUGGAACUGGGUAUUUAAGGAGUCACCGAAAACACUCUGCUUACCAGAAGUCAGUGCGAACGCCUCUGGCAUUAAACCCGGUGGUGUACACAGAGCACCCGUGUGCCCAUAUUUAAUGUGGCUCUACAAUGUUAAGCAUUUAUCCAAGAUUCUGCAUAUGUGUGAAAUUAUUUAAUAAUGUCUAUUAAACUGACUUAACAUUCUGCAUCCUCUAUCAUGUCAAUAUUCAAUGCAGAAAGAUACAAGAAUUUUUCAGCUAAGCUUAACAGAUUGAAAGACAAAUUUUUUUUUAGUAGGGGACAGCAUUUACCAUAUAAAUAAAUAAAGACCUUUUAAAUUUAA
Molecule: messenger RNA, 2170 nt
Organism: Lepus europaeus (European hare)
Lineage: Eukaryota; Metazoa; Chordata; Mammalia; Lagomorpha; Leporidae
Gene: EIF2A
Product: eukaryotic translation initiation factor 2A
Exons: 14
Coding region: 89-1846 (585 amino acids)
Biological process (GO): translational initiation
Cellular component (GO): cytosolic small ribosomal subunit
Molecular function (GO): translation initiation factor activity; tRNA binding; mRNA binding
Source: RefSeq, a predicted model, not a curated record